UAGUCUGUGGUUCGAGGUAUUGCGAGGUUUGUGUGGUGUAUUGGGCUUGACAGUUUUGAUGUUUGAGGAUUCUUAUGAUUGAAUUUAAUUGAUGUUGUUUUGCAUAUAAGCAAGUUGUGCAAUAGGUAGACCUUGCCCAAGACUGUUCCAGAUAUUCUGGACCAGAAUGGCACAAGGUACUUCUAGCGGUACGUCUUCACGUAGGCAUGGACGAAAUGAACACGAUACUUCGUCAAUCUCUUCCAGUAGAUAUGGUGAUGCAGAGUGGGAGGCGAAGGAGGCAUUACGUCAGAGAGAGUUGGAAGAGGCUAGGGCUCGUGCAACACAAAUGGAAAAAACUAUGCGUUGGUGGUCUGACUGUACAGCCAAUUGGAGAGAAAAGUGGAGCAAGGUUCGAAAUGAGAGAAAUAAAGCCCGUGAAGAAUCCAAGAUACUGCGUACCAAACUAGAAUCAGCUGUUAAAGAAACAAAUGCUAUUAAGCGUGAAAAACUGGAGUUGGAAAACCAGAAUGAUCAGUUAAAGAAGGAAAUGGAAAGGAUUCACUUGCUGCUGUUGAAGCAUGCAGGACAAUGGGAUCAGGAACUGCUGGAUGCUUUGGAAAGUGAAGAUCCAGAACAUGAUGUCUCUUUAAAAACUGGAGAUGGGGGCAAUGCAGUUGGUUCUUCCAGUUUGCAGAAUGUAGCUGAACUAACUGUUGGCUCUGUUAGUGCUGAUCUCUUUCAUUUAAAUGAAUCGUUGCAAUCUAGGCCAGAACGUGAACAUGGUGAUUCAUUAGUGAUAGACAAGGACUCGUGUAUAGAGGAGUACAUUCUGCAAGGGGCUGUCCCAAGGCAUGCCGUAGAAAUAUAUGUUACUGCAAAAGAAAAUGCAGUGGACAGAGAUAUUGAUGGAUUGGACGAUGUUAGUAGAGAUGAUCUUGGUUUGGCUGUUUGCGGUGAAGUAACACAAAAUAUAAAUAAGAGUGAAGUAACCUUUGACUUUCAGUGUAAAACUAAUGAUGACACAUUGACAAUGUCCAGAGGAUUUUCUCAACAGGCAGAUAGUGAUCUUCCCUCUCUUGACAAGGAACAUCUUCUUCAGAAACUGUCAAUGUUGCAGCUUCGAUUGGAUGAAGCGUCAAAAACCGUUCAAGCUGAAAGAGAUGAAAAACUCCUGUUGCACCGUGGUCUUGAGAAGAUGCAAGGAGAGCUCCAGGAACUGAAGGAUCGGUGCGAAGAUCUCCGAGCUUCGAAACAGGAGGUUGUUCGGGAAUUACUGCAGCUACAAGACCAGCAUCAGGAUCAAGUCCGUCUCAUUCAGCUCGAUCUGCAGGAUGAGGCUACCUCUCGUGAGGGCAUGGACCGACGACUGGCUGAUCUGCGCACCGAGGUGGGCAACACUACUGCUGAGCAUAUCUCUGGUCCAAUCACAUUGGGUCAGCAGUGGUUGGAGCGCUUGCAGGCAGAGAAUGCUGCAGAGUGGGGUAAGCGGGAGAGACUAGAAACUGAAAAAUUAGGACUAGAACGAGACAACAAAAAGUUACGUGCUGAGGUCCGAGACAUGCAGGAAAGGCUGGAGAGGAAAGGUCGUCCAUUAUCAACAACUGAUACUGAUGUUCGGCAACUACAGCAAGAUCUUGCUGACAGAAAUAAAGAAUUGUCAGAUUUGAGACAUUCUCAUGGGAAGUUGAAGAAGGUGCUUCAAGACAAAUCUACAGAACUAGCACAUGCUGUGCGCAGAGCAGAACAGUAUGAAGCCGAAGUGAAGCGCCUACGUGGGAGAGUGGAAGAACUGAAACGAGAGUUAGCAGUUGCUGAGGACGAAGUGGAUAGUGCCUCCAAUAACAUCAGGAAAUUGCAGCGCACCAAUGAUGAGUUACAAGAACAAAUUGAAAGUUUACAAGUUCAGGUGGAACAUCUUCAUACAAGGGCAACAGCAUGGGAUAAUGCAGGAUUCCCAGGUACAGUACAGAUUAGAAGUUAAAUGCGUGUUUACAAAGAGGCGCCUCUGAUUUUAUCUAUCAGUGUGAUGUAAUAGAUUUACUCUCGUUUGAAGAAAUGGAAGAUCAAAACUACCUGUACAUAUUAUUGCAGAGACUGUCAUGUGCAUUGAUAUGCUUGUAGCUUCAGUGGGGUCAUUUUCAUUAAUUUUUCUUGGAACUUUCAUGUAUUGACAAAGUUUGGUAAGAUUGCAAUCUCAGAUUCCAUGAAAGCCCAUUCAGUGGUUUUCAACUUCUAAAGAACUUGAGUUAAGGUCAUCUUGGUUGCCAGGUCACUGCUUACACCAUUUGCACAAAAGCUAUGCAGAUGUGAACAAGGUGUAUUUACAAGAAGAACAUGUGUUCAAACAUGAAAUUUCCUUCACAUUAAAAUAAUUUUCUGCUGUUCAUGAACAUGCAGCAGUGAUUAUUCUGACGAGGAAAUACUGUAUAACAGCAGUAUGCAAACUGGUAACAAAAUUUUGGGACAUGGGAAAUGUUUGUGACCAGUGCUAAUUGAGUGAAAGAACAACUGAAAUGAUUAAACUGUGUUGUCUGUUCCUUCAGUCAGCUGCCUAAGAAGUAUUUAGUAUUGACAUGGCACAAGUUGGAAGGCCUUCCAUUUUCAAUUUUAAAAGUAUAAACUUGUGGAUGAUUUAUAGCUGUUAUUAACUGUCCGUUUAAAUGACUGGAAUAAAACAAUUUUGUAUAUGAUGA
Messenger RNA from Zootermopsis nevadensis, 2675 nucleotides. Its product is annotated as coiled-coil domain-containing protein 102A. The record is from RefSeq and is a predicted model, not a curated record. Gene Ontology annotation, cellular component: myosin complex. NCBI's taxonomy places the organism in Eukaryota, Metazoa, Arthropoda, Insecta, Blattodea, Termopsidae.